This is a messenger RNA of Ornithodoros turicata, 634 nucleotides long. RefSeq lists its product as uncharacterized. The transcript is spliced from 7 exons. Bases 40 to 552 code for a protein of 170 amino acids. Lineage: Eukaryota; Metazoa; Arthropoda; Arachnida; Ixodida; Argasidae. The record is from RefSeq and is a predicted model, not a curated record.
GCAAAUUAAACUGCGCAGAUAAUACACUUAGAAGGAAAAAUGAAUCCGACGUUCGUGGAGGGGUUGCUCAUCUUCGCGUGCCUGUGGUCCCCAACGGCAGCAUGCAGAGGAGGAGCACUUUGUAACAAUCCGGCGGCGUGCCCGGGCUACCCCUAUAUCAGGUUCCAGGGAGCCAUGCUUACCUGCAAGCGCAGGUGCUACCCCGACCAAUCGACAUCAUGCUUCGUUAACGUGUGGCAACGUGAGCCUUGCCUUAUUUUUGAUGAAGCUAAGUUAGGAAAGUGCUACGGAGGAGUAUGUUAUGCCCCAGAAAAGUAUGACGAACUGGCCGCGAAAAAAGCGCCCAACACCAGGAGGCAGUGCCGGCAUGGACACGAUUACUUGUAUAACGACCGUGGAGCUUUUGGCUGCCACUUUUACUGCUCUGAAAAACCUCACAGAAUCGCUAAUCGUACUGACGGCUACCCUUGCUUGAGACCGGACACUGCAAUCAGAGGCAUAUGCUAUGGGAUUGGCUGCACGAAUGGCUACCCCUACCAGCCCGCAGCCUGACUGGGGACCAAGACUCAAAAUGAUAAUUCAAUGCUGAGAAUGAUGUUCUUCCGAACUAUAAAACGCAACAUUGUCCCCAGAA